Corvus hawaiiensis (hawaiian crow) is the source of this 3711-nucleotide messenger RNA. RefSeq names its product kelch-like protein 31. Gene Ontology annotation, molecular function: protein binding. Bases 210 to 2234 code for a protein of 674 amino acids. The record is from RefSeq and is a predicted model, not a curated record. The transcript is spliced from 3 exons. Gene Ontology annotation, cellular component: cytoplasm; nucleus. Lineage: Eukaryota; Metazoa; Chordata; Aves; Passeriformes; Corvidae.
GUGCUGGCAGGGCCGGGCUGAGGGGAGCGCGGCCGCCGUGGCUCCCUCAGCGGGGUCGGGGUGACAGCUCCGCCCUCAGGAUGGGCUGUGGCAGAAUGCCAGAGUAGCUGGCGUUAGAAGGGACCUCUGGGGAUCGUCCAGUUCAACCCCCUGUCAAGGCAGGGGCACCUGGAGCACGUGGCACAGGAACGCGUCCAGGUGGGUUUGGGAUGUCCCCACAGAGGGAGACUCCAGCCCUCCCUGGGCAGCUGUUCCAGGGCUCUGCCCACGCUCAGGGAAAGAAGCUCAUGUUGAGGUCCCAUUCCAAUCCUGCCAAGAUGGCCCCCAAGAAGAAAACCCCCGUGAAGCGCAGGGUGGAUAAGAGGGACGCACCCGUUGCCCCAGGCAGGGUGGCAGAUGCUUUGCUGGGUGUGGAACACCUCCAUCACUGCACUGGUUUGCACGACAGCGGCUCCAACGGCUUCCACUGCUCGGUCACAGAGGUCGAGGCGCCAGAGCACGGAGCCGCCCUCCUGCAGGGGCUGAACCAGAUGCGCCGGGAGCGCUUCCUCUGCGACCUCACCAUUGCCACCAAAACCAAGUCCUUCGAGGUGCACAAACUCAUCCUGGCCUCCUGCAGCCACUACAUCCACGGGCUGCUGCAGAGGGACCCUCAGCUGUGCCAGCUGGAGCUCCGUGACGUGUCCCCGCUGGGCCUGGCCGCCGUCAUCGCCUUCGCCUACGCGGGGACGCUGAGCCUGUCCCUGCACACCAUUGGCAGCACCAUCGCCACGGCCACACGGCUGCAGGUGCCGGCCCUGCUGGGGCUCUGCAGCGACUUCCUCGUGCAGGAGAUGGCUGUGGAGAACUGUGUCUACAUUGCAAACAUCUCGGGCACCUACGGCCUCAACCAGGUGAAGGACGCCACGCGGAAAUUCAUCCGGGAGAACUUCAUGGAGUUCUCCAAAACUGAUCAGUUCAUGAAACUCCCCUUUGAUCAGGUCAAUGAGCUGCUGAUGGAUGAUGGCCUGCAGAUACCCAGCGAGGUUGCAGCCUUCCAGGCUGCUGUCAAGUGGCUGGAGUUUGACCCCAAACGCGUCCGGCACGCUGCCGACCUCCUGAGCAACAUCCGCUUCGGCACAAUCCCAGCUCCAGACCUGGUCAACCACAUCCAACCUGUGCCACGCAUGAUGCAAGAUCCACAGUGCCACAAGCUCCUCGUGGAUGCUAUGAAUUACCACCUGCUUCCCCACCAGCAAAACAGCCUGCAGUCCCGGAGGACCAGGAUACGGGGAGGCCAGAGGGUGCUUGUCACAGUUGGGGGUCGUUUAGCGUUGUCUGAGAAGGCUCUGAGCAGAGACAUCAGCUACAGGGACACAGAGGGAAACUGGAACAAGCUGACGGAGAUGCCAGCAAAGAGUUUUAACCAGUGUGUGGUGGUGAUGGAUGGAUUUAUCUACGUUGCGGGUGGUGAAGACCAAAAUGAUGCCAGGAACCAGGCCAAGCACGCUGUCAGCACCCUGAGCAGGUAUGACCCACGCUUCAACACCUGGCUGCACCUGGCCAGCAUGGAGCACAGGAGGUCCCACUUCAGCCUGAGCGCCUGCCACGGGCUCCUCUACGCCGUGGGAGGGCGCAACGCCCAGGGCCCCCUGGCCUCCGUCGAGUGCUACAUCCCCACCACCAACAGCUGGCACGGCAAGGCCGGCCUGGAGACGCCGCGCUGCUGCCACGCCUCCACCGUCAUCCACGGGCAGCUGCUGGUCACCGGCGGCUACAUCAGCCACGCCUAUUCCCGCACCGUGUGCUGCUACGAGCCCGGCUCGGACAGCUGGAGGGAGCAGCCCAGGCUGGGCACGCCCCGGGGCUGGCACUGCGCGGCCACCGUGGCUGACCGUGCCUACGUGGUGGGGGGCAGCCAGCUGGGCCCCCACGGCGAGCGCGUGGACGUGGUGGCCGUGGAGUGCUACAGCCCCCUGACGGGGCAGUGGAGCUCCCUGGCACCUCUGCCCGUCGGGGUGAGCACGGCCGGGCUGGCUCUGCUGGAGGGGCGCCUGUGCCUGGUGGGGGGCUGGAAUGAGAGAGCAAAGAGGUAUCAGAAAUGUGUGCAGUGCUACAACCCCGACCUCAACGCGUGGGCUGAGGACGAGGAGCUCCCCGAGGCCAUCGUGGGUGUCUCGUGCUGCACCAUCACACUCCCGCGAUCCCUGAGCUCCAGGUCCAGCUCUGUGGCCUCAGCAGCAACCAGCACGUAAGAGCUGAGCUCCUUCUGCCAGCAGCAGGGAAGGACACAGAGCUCGGGAGUGUGGGGCAGCUGGAUAAGGAGGCACACCGAUGUUCGGAGUCACUGCAAACUUUGGGAGCUAGGAAAUUGUCCCCUGAGCUGCCUCUGUCUCCAUCUCACAGCUUCAGCAGGGAAUGCUCAAGUGGGACAGACACAGAAACAGGACAGAAGAGCUUUUCUUCCCAGCCUGCAGCACUGGAUUGCAGCAUGGAUUGGAAAAAAAUGUGGAAAAAAACCAAAGAAUAAAACCAAACCAUAAUAAUGGAGGAGAAGGACCCUCGCUCCCAUCAGCUUCCCCACAAAACUCACAACACAAGUUAGGGGUUAGAAAAAUUUAUUUACUUUUCUGGUAACAGGAACUGCUCAUUUACCAGGAAGAAUGAUGCCAUCAUACUGUGAGGGGAAAAGAAAAAAAAAAGAACCAAGUGAGAAAUCACCAGCAGGUAAAGGUGCAGUGCUGCUGUGCAGAAAACUCGAGUCACAGCAGUCAUUCCAAGGCACCAGCCAACACUAACACGGACGAGCAGAUUUCCUGCAGCCAGCUGCCUCUGUACCUUUGUGCUGUGCUGGAAUAUCCAAGGGGCUGUGCUCAGAGAAGCAUUAAGCUCUGCUCAGCAGCCCCCUGAAACAAGCUCCACUGGUCUGGACCAGUCCCAAAAUCUGGGCCCUGAAGGUACCUGUGCCACAUGAAGCACAACCAGGCAGGAUGGGGGGAAAAGGAAUUCAGCAAGAUCAGGCUGGAGGCCUCCCUGCACAGGGUAUGACCCGUGUAGGUCCAGGCAGAGUAAAGAGCCCUCAGGCAGACUGUGCAGACUUUUCACCUCUGCAAAACUAUCAGCAGUUCCCCAGCUCUGAGAUUUCCAACCCAGCUUUCAGCAGCUCCCAUUUAUUAUCCAAUUAUUCAUUUUAUGGAGAGAUAAGCACAAGAACUUGUUUUCUUUGGGGAUCUCUCCAUCCUCCCAAGUGUGGCAGCUGAGCCUGGAGCUGUGUCAGACCAACAAAUCCUAACCCUGCCUUGUCUCUCAUGAACCAUGAACAGGUAACUCCUCCAAAACUGCGGGAGCCAUUUACACAAGAGCUGGUAAUUCCUUCCAGCUCUCCUGCCAAGAGCUGCUCUCUCAGUUCAGCACACUCAAAAAAGCACAAACAGCACUCGUGCUCAAACAUUUCUGCUCAGUAGUAGCAGCUUCUACUGCUCUGGGACAGUAAAAAUCUACAAUUUAAGCACUCAUCAAGAUCUCCUCCUGCCCAGUGAUUUGCUCCAGCCUUUCCAUGAGGCAUUUUGCUGACCCUUGCUAGGAAACUCUCAGGAUACAACAAUAAAGACGGACUGUACCUUUUGCUGGAACCAGCGCAUGGCUUCCUCCUUCCCAAUUCUGUGCUUGGCCCCGAUGUUGCCAGUCCUGCGUUUCUUGUCAGCGAUGCUGAAGCCCGGCCUGCCCAGCACC